Messenger RNA from Cimex lectularius (bed bug), 1797 nucleotides. RefSeq lists its product as uncharacterized. The record is from RefSeq and is a predicted model, not a curated record. The transcript has a single exon. Lineage: Eukaryota; Metazoa; Arthropoda; Insecta; Hemiptera; Cimicidae. Gene Ontology annotation, biological process: DNA integration. The coding region runs from base 25 to 1797 and encodes 590 amino acids. Gene Ontology annotation, molecular function: nucleic acid binding.
CUGCAUCUGGAUUGGGAUGAUCCCAUGCCACCCUCUCUUCAGGUCGAGUGGAACAAUUUUUGUUCCACUUUACCAUCCCUGAGUUCAAUAACCCUGCCUCGGUUAAUAUUAAGUCCCAAGUGGAGUAAAAUUACCGUACUAGGAUUUGCUGACGCCUCUUGUUUGGGUUACGCUGCCGUUAUUUAUUUGCUGGUCGAAAAUUCUAAUGAGCUGACACAAGUGAAUCUCUUGUAUGCGAAAACUCGCCUUGCUCCUCUCAAACCACUUACCAUCCCACGUUUGGAGUUAUGCGCGGUAAUGCUACUCAUCACUGCGCUAAGAUCAUUGGAACCCUUGUUAAAAACGUUAAACCACCCCAGCGUUUAUUUGUUCACCGAUUCCGUCACGGUCCUUUCUUGGUUGCAUUUACCGUUUCACAGAUUGAAGACCUUCGUCGCGAAUCGUGUGGCCAAAAUAAGGGAAGCAUAUCCAUUGUCGUCUUGGUACCACGUUCGAUCGCAGGGUAAUGCCGCAGACAUAGCAUCAAGGGGUACAGAUCCAGUCACCUUGACUAAACAAAUUUCUUGGUGGCAUGGGCCAGAGUGGAUACGCUCGCCACGGGAGGAUUGGCCUGUAACGCCCUAUAAAGAAAAUACUCCUUCUGUUGACUUGCCAGAAACCCGAAUUGUAGGCACCAUGCUGGCGUGUCAAACCAUCUGUUCUCCAGCAGAAUUCUUUAAUCGGUUCUCGUCGUAUUCUCGCAUGAUCCGCGUGAUGUCUUACGUCUUUCGAUUUGUCCAGCAUUUCUAUAAACCUGGCCGACCCCGUAAUUUUGGUUGUUUGACUGUCAAAGAGAUAGAAGAGACAAAUUUAAAGUUAAUUAAACUUGUUCAAAAGAUUUGUUUCCUUGACAAUAACUCGUUAACAAAGUCGGCCCAAUUUAGAUCUCUUUCUCCACAUGUCGAUCAUCUGGGUAUUUUUAGGGUGGGCGGUCGGUUGAGAUAUGCCCCUUUGGAUCCAGACACAAAAAAUCCAAUUUUACUACCUCCCAAAUCUCGUUUUGUUCUGCUUUUAAUUGAUGAAUAUCACUUGCAAAAUGCUCAUGCUGGGCCCCAGUUAGUGCUGUCUCUUUUGCGUCAAAAAUAUUGGAUCAUAUCAGGUCGACGUGUGGUCCGGUACAGAGUCCACCAAUGUUUGAAAUGUCAUCGCCUUAGGGCAAAGCCAAUGACUCCUUUAAUGGGUAAUCUCCCUCCGACAAGAUUCGAACAAGGUCGCCCAUUUUUAAUUGUUGGUGUAGAUUUUGCUGGUCCUUUCCCCAUUCGCGAAUCACCCCGUCGCAAGGCAGCCUUAGGAAAGGCAUAUAUCAGUCUGUUCAUUUGCUUCGCCACAAAGGCCGUCCAUAUCGAAGUUGUCUCACGUUUAUCCUCAGACGCCUUUCUUGCAGCGUUAGAUAGGUUCGUUAGUCGAAGAGGAAUUCCAAGCAAAAUCUUUACUGACAACGCGACUAAUUUCAUCGGAGCCUGUCGCCAACUAAAAGAAUUAUACCAAUGGUUGGAGUCGGAGGAAGUAAGUCGACGUAUUCAUCAGCAUUUACUUGCAAAGCGGGUUACCUGGCACUUCAUUCCUCCCGGUUCUCCUCACUUCGGCGGCCUUUGGGAGGCAGGAGUGAAAUCCUUGAAAUUCCAUUUAACCCGCAUCCUAGAUCAACAACCCCUUACCUUUGAAGAGCUCUCAACAGUCGUCAUUCGAAUUGAAGCGAUUUUAAAUUCUCGUCCUCUUUACCCUUUGUCCUCUUCACCCGAUGAUUUUUNAUUGUAA